AUGUUUCAAGGCGACGGGAAGCGCGAACAUAUUCAUAGGGUCUACAAGGUCAAGAUCACCGAGGACCACCUAGCCCGUGACUCCCUACUCGACAAGCGUGCAAAUAACCAGUGCCCGACAAGCUAUAAUCUGUGUGCCUCCUCGCUGGGAGGCGACUGCUGUCCAAACAACUACGCCUGCGCAAAGGACUCAUGCUAUGCUACGACCGCAGCCGUCUCGACUUGUGCCGGACGCGCAUCAUAUUAUGCUUGCCCCCUAGACGUCGGCGGGGGCUGCUGCCCUCAAGGUCUCGUGUGCGGUGCCAACCAGGCAUGCAGCCCACCUGCUGGUGCCACUUACUCACAGACAUGUGGGACUGGGUACUCUCUAUGUGCAGCCUCUCUCGGUGGUGGUUGUUGCCAAAGUGGCAUGGCUUGCGGUAGCACGGCAUGUUAUAAUCCUUCGCCGUCGACGAGCGUCCUCGUCGUCGCAACCACCCAAGACGGCUCAGCAACGACGAUAACCUCCACUUCUGUGUUCACCCCAACCGUCGAGCCGUCUGACACCGGCGCCGAUGUUGUUGCCAAGAUCUUCCCGUCUACGUACCCGAAGCAGGCCGCCACGGAAGGCGAUGACUCGUCUGGCGGAGGCGGUAGCAGCGGUCUUUCAAAGGGCGCGAUUGGUGGUAUUGUUGGUGGUGCAGCAGCCGUGCUGGUCAUUUUCCUCGCCGUCGCAUACUUCCUCGUCAAGCGCCUGAACAAGACCAAGCGUGCGGUCGAGUCCCGUCGGGAAACGACAUCCGGCUCUGGAACCCGUCAGACCGGGGAGAAGAAGUCAGCGACACAAGUCAGCAUCACACGACUUCAGCCGACCCCAUCCGAAGUCGAUGCAUUGGAUUGCGAUCCCCUGAUGGUGUCCUCAAGUGUUGCAUCACCCAGAGGACAACACCAAUACCCGCGACCAGGAAACGGCAGAUCACGAAGCGGUUCCGACGCACUCAGCCAGCCAAGUGGAUACAGUAGCUCGGCUGUUGGACCAAGGUGGAACACGCCGAGUGUCGACUCUGACGGCGGGGACAGCAACUACUUCUCACUCCCUCCCAGGGUGCACAACCAGUUCGGAGGCCGCGACGCAAGACGGGCUAGCGAGGCUUCGUCCCAAUACAGCUACCACCGUUUCGCACAUGGCGGCCGCCACCACGGCCGCAACUACAGUAAUGCCAGCGAGCUGUCGGCAGGCAGCGACGAGCUUGGCUCCCAGCAUGGCCUCGGGUCUCCGCUGAUCGGGCCUACCGCGGUAGAGCUGAGCAACGAUGGUGGCUUCGUCCCCGAGCUGCCGGGAUCGGACACCGAGACGGAGAGCAGCGGGCCUCACGGGGCCAACGGUCGUCGACCCAACCAGCCGCGGAAGCGGUCCGCCAGCGUCGUAUCACCCAUGUCGACCACGACGGUCAACAAGCCACCGCUGACGCAUGGGACCUUCGCGCGCCGGAGGGGGAACAGCGCGGUCAGCCCCAUGGAUGGGCAGAAUGGGAACGGAGGGAGGGGGAGGAGUGACAGCUCGACGCCGCCCGAGCAACGGCUCGGCAGCAUCGACGAGUCGGCCACGGCCGCCGCGCCGGCCACGAAUUCCAUGCACGGAUACUUUGGAUCGCCGACGACAGCGGUGGGACAGACCGCGGCGGGCACGAGGGCCGGCUUCGACACACCGCCGCUGCCUGGGUAUGUCUCUCUUGGGCUGCCUCCCUCAGGGAACCAGGCGGAACAGGGGCAGGAUGAGAAGUGA
Messenger RNA from Diaporthe citri, 1764 nucleotides. RefSeq lists its product as uncharacterized. Bases 1 to 1764 code for a protein of 587 amino acids. The transcript is spliced from 2 exons. Lineage: Eukaryota; Fungi; Ascomycota; Sordariomycetes; Diaporthales; Diaporthaceae. The record is from RefSeq and is a predicted model, not a curated record.